UGGCUCGGCUCACUAAAAAGUGCCGGCUCCCAAAGGGCUCCUCAGAUUUUUUUUUUUUUUUUUUUUUUUUUUAGUUGACCAAUCACAACAAAACAGCUCCGGCUUCCAGGCAGGAGUCGGCUCCCAUCGUUCACUUCAAAGAGCCAUUUCGUUCGCUACCGACACAUCACGCGUUUUUUUUUGGGGGGGCGGUGUUAUAGGGUUUAAUUAGAGAGUGCGAGAAAAAACAGUGCGGGGGUGGUGGAAAUCAUGUUUAACUGACUGCAACAUGCUGUAUUUUUCUUUAGGUUUGUCUUUUCAUGUUAGGCCUCUUUAUAUAAACCACAUAAAUUACUGGACUGCUAACUUCCUGCAGAUUGCAGAUUAAGAUUUUACAUACAGCACCGCCCAGCUCAUGAAAUAUGACGCACUGGAGACCUCACACAUGAAUGCAUCUGUAAUAAUGAUCCAUGCACAAUUUGAUUCUGAAUAACAUUUUGCUCACAAUAGGUCUGUAAUUUUUCUUGAUUGAACGACUUUCACUGUUAAGCUAUUUUGAUGAGGCGUUUUUACAUUGUGAUGUUGUAACCUCUGCUGAAACAUCUGAAUCCUUUUUCCACCAACUUUUGCACGCACACGCCGGAGCCUCCGUGAGAACAACGGAGUCUACCAGAGAAAGUCAGAGCGUGAGUGGCAUCCUUCAGGACACUCCCCCUUUUUUUAGAACAAGUCUUUUCUUCAAACUUCGCUUGGUCAGUCAAAGGAUCAUAUUGUCGGCGCCCAUCGCAAACUCCUGGUGUUCAUUGGAUUCAACAGACUGAGAGACCAUGACGGAGGAAACAGCCAAAAGAGUCCCUGUUAGAGAUAACGAGGUUCCUGCAGAAGGGAUUCAGCCGAGGGGGAAAUGGGCCAACAACAUGGAGUUCAUGUUCUCCAUGGCUGGGGAAAUCAUUGGCCUUGGAAACGUUUGGCGUUUCCCCUAUCUGUGCUACAAGAAUGGAGGAGGUGUUUUCUUCAUCCCUUACUUUGUGUUCCUCUUCUUCUGUGGCAUCCCUGUGUUUUUCCUGGAGACAGCAUUGGGCCAGUACACCAGUGAGGGCGGGGUCACCGCCUGGAGGAAGAUAUGCCCCAUGUUUGAGGGGGUGGGGAUUGCGUGCCAAGUGAUUGUGAUGUAUCUGAACAUCUACUACAUUGUGGUGUUGGCCUGGGCUAUCUUCUACCUGAUUAACUCCUUCAAAAGUCCUCUUCCCUGGUCUACAUGUGACAAUGCCUGGAACACGGAAUUAUGUCACGAUCACAUCAGCACGUUUGCCAACCCCCAUUUGUUUCACCCUGAAUCCAACUGGUCAUUCCUAAACAACUUCACCUCACUAGACUACAGUGACAACUUCACUUACUUCAAUGAAACAGAGUCAUUUAAGAUGGUGGGAUUGGCACCGGAAAACGAAUACUGGACUAACCGCGUGUUAAGAAUAUCAGAUAGUAUGUCCCUGGGUAAGGUACACUGGGACUUGGCCCUGUGUCUCCUCCUUGCCUGGGUCAUAUGCUAUUUCUGCAUCUGGAAGGGAAUUAAAUCCACAGGAAAGGUGGUGUACUUCACAGCUACAUUCCCUUACCUGAUGCUGUUCAUCCUCUUCUUCCGUGGAGUGACACUCCCAGGCGCUGCAGAGGGCCUGAAAUAUUACCUCACCCCAGACCUCAGCAAGCUUGCUGACCCAGAUGUAUGGCGUGAUGCAGGGACUCAGGUGUUCUUCUCCUAUGCUGUGUGUCAGGGAGUACUGACUGCUCUGGGAAGCUACAACAAAUACAACAACAACUGCUACAGGGAUUGCUUGGCACUAUGUGGUCUGAACAGUGCCACCAGUAUCUUUGCUGGUUUCACUGUGUUCUCAGUGUUGGGAUUCAUGGCACAUGAACUGGACACAACCCUUGAGAACGUUGUUGCUAGUGGUCCUGGUCUGGCCUUCAUAGCCUAUCCUAAGGCUCUGUCAAUGCUGCCUGGCUCAUCUUUUUGGUCUGUGCUCUUCUUCCUCAUGAUCCUCUUCUUAGGCCUUGACAGUCAGUUUGUGUGCGUGGAGAGCCUGGCCACAGCCAUCACAGACCUGUUCCCACGUCACCUGAGGAGGCCCAGAGCAAGAGAGAUACUGGUCCUGGUCAUUGCUGUUAUUUGCUUUCUGCUGGGGCUGCCACUAGUCACUGAGAGAGGCAUAGUCCUCUUCCAGCUGAUUGACACCUACGGUCCCAGUGGAACCAGCCUCCUCAUCAUUGCCUGUUUUGAGACUGUUGUCAUUGCGUGGGUGUAUGGUGCAGACCGUUUCUAUGACAACAUCGAGGACAUGAUCGGGUACCCGCCAUUCCCCGUGCUGAAGUACUGCUGGUUGUUCGUCACGCCGCUCAUCUGCGGGCUCACAGUGCUGUACAACGUGGCACAAAUACAGCCUUUAAGGGAGUAUGGUUUUAAACUCAGCACCUUGGAAUCCAUAUUUAGCACUCUACUUGUUGUCACUCCGCUGUUAUGCAUCCCCAUAUUCAUUCUGGUCACACUGUGCAGGAAUCCUGAAAACAUGACUGUGCCGUCCAGCGACCUGCGUCAGGCUCAGCCACACAAGCCAGUGCUCACACUGUGUGAACAUGUCAUCUUCAAGGCUCAGGGGUCACAGGUCAGGAGUGGGGACGAAAGACACGACAAGAUGAUGAUGACGGAACCCAUGGGGGUUUGAUGGUAUAUUGCAUAGGUCAUCAAUGAAGUUUACAAUUCUGUGACUUCAAAAUCGCACAUAUUCAGGAAGAUUUUUAAUUUUUUUUUUUUUUGUUCUCGUAUACUAGUCUGUACCUUUCUAAUUUUUAUAAUGAAA
Toxotes jaculatrix (banded archerfish) is the source of this 2834-nucleotide messenger RNA. Its product is annotated as sodium- and chloride-dependent betaine transporter-like. Bases 807 to 2699 code for a protein of 630 amino acids. Gene Ontology annotation, cellular component: membrane. Gene Ontology annotation, biological process: sodium ion transmembrane transport. NCBI's taxonomy places the organism in Eukaryota, Metazoa, Chordata, Actinopteri, Toxotidae. The record is from RefSeq and is a predicted model, not a curated record. The transcript has 16 exons.